Molecule: messenger RNA, 723 nt
Organism: Linnemannia hyalina
Lineage: Eukaryota; Fungi; Mortierellomycota; Mortierellomycetes; Mortierellales; Mortierellaceae
Source: the annotation of a GenBank genome assembly
AUGAUGGUCGUCGACGCAAUCGCCCAACGCUUCAACGUCCCCUGGUCCGAAAAAUCCUCCUGGAAGGCAGAAGUCGCCACCGCCCAUACUUCCAUCACCACCCGCCACCGCGUCGCUCCACCUCCUUCAACUUCUGGCGCUAAAAAGUCUAUGCGCCCUACAACCGCCGACACUAUUUCUGAUACGGCCACAGGAGGAGGAGGAGGAGGAGGAAUGGUGGAGGCUCCUACUUCUACUUUGACACAAACACCGACAACAACGACGGCGCCGGUGGUGAAGAAGAAAGAAUCUUGGGUCACUUCAACAUUGGAACUCACAAUCACACUCCUCAAACCCCUCCAGUUGAUGAACGUCAGCGGCACCUCCGUCUCCAAAGCAGCCAAAGACCUAGGAGUUUCCACAUCAGACAUUCUAGUCAUCCACGACGACAUGGAACGCGACAUCGGGAAACUCUCCUUUAAAUCCGAAGGCUCCGCGAACGGACACAACGGGAUCAAAUCCUGUGUAAAAGCACUCGGCACCGCACAUUUCCGUCGGUUGAGGAUUGGUAUUGGACGUCCUCCAGUGUCGGAUCGAUCGCCAAAGGUCGUGGCGGGGUAUGUGCUGGGGAGGUUUAAGCCGCUGGAGGUGGAAAAGUUGGAAGAGUUGGUGUAUUAUAAGGCUGGGGAUGAGAUUAUUAGGGUUUCUACCACCGAGGAGAAAACAAAGACCAAGAAGGCGUAA